AUGCCAAUCACGCCGUGCGACAGCCAGAUUCCUCUUCCGUCGCCAAUUCCAACCGGAAGAGGAUCGCGCUCCGCCGCCAACGAGAUCUUCAGCCAGUUCCUCGAGAAGAAACUCCACUUACCGGAACUCACACUACCGGAACUUCAUCAACCACCAGCACCGGCAGAAAUUGACCUCUGGUCUCUCCCACUCGCCUCCGCUCCUCUGCUCCUCCGAUCCGCCAAGGAGUUCGGCGCGUUCCGGAUACGGAGCCACGGAAUCUCCAGCUAUGAUCUCGAAACUAUAGCGAAUGAAGCUGAAAUCGUUUUCAAAGGCUCUAGAAAGGUUUACGUUGAGCGUAACAGGCGCUGCGGAGGGAUGAUUCCUUGUGUUCGAUCUAGUAAUGGAGAACUGGAAUUCACAGCUCACAACCAAACGCAUCGAAAAUUUUGGAUUCAUAUGGGGUACAUAGCAAGUAGAUUGGAUACUAUAGUGGACCAAGUGACUCUGGCUCUAAAACAGGACUCGUCUCAAGAUUUUAAGGAGAGGAUUCAAAAGACAGAAUCUGUAAUUUGUCUUUGCAGGUCCAGAGCAUGUAGUUGUCAUAGUUGGCAAGCAAUUAGAGGUAAUCAAUUUCAUCCUCCGAUAGCUAGUAAUAAUAAUGUAACUUGA
This is a messenger RNA of Vicia faba (fava bean), 651 nucleotides long. The record is from the annotation of a GenBank genome assembly. NCBI's taxonomy places the organism in Eukaryota, Viridiplantae, Streptophyta, Magnoliopsida, Fabales, Fabaceae.